UAUUAAUUAAACAAAAAACCAAGAGCAUGUUUUGAAAAUUCAAAAAUCUCCUUCAACCUAUUUCUAGUUCUAUAAAACCCCAUGUAAACCCAUGCAAGCUUUCCAACUUGCAAUCCUCAUACAAAAAGAUUAGAGUAGCUGAAGGGAAAAAAAAAAAAAAAAAUGCAUCCAAAUCUGAGUGUUUGGCUGGUAAUUUUCCUCCUCCAGUAUUCUUCUAUAACAUUUGCUUCAGACCCUGAUCCAAUCCAAGAUUUCUGCAUCCCAAACCCAAAGUUUGGUUCCAUAAAAACAAUUCACUUGACCAUCCUUCCAUGCAAGAAUUCAUCGGAGGCAACCACCGAUGACUUCAUCUUCUCCGGCAUGAAAAUUCCGGGCAACUUCUCCGACACAGGCCUCGCUACAAUCUCCGUGAACCCGGUUCUGUUUCCAGGGAUAAACACUCUUGGCAUGUCGUUUGUUCGAGCUGACCUGAAAGUGGGAGGUAUAAAUCCACCACAUUUCCAUCCCAGAGCCACAGAAAUUGCAUAUGUAGUGCAAGGGAGUGUUUAUUCGGGUUUUGUGGAUUCCACCAACAGGGUUUUUGCAAGGAUCUUAGAGCAAGGAGAGGCAAUGGUGUAUCCCCGUGGUCUGAUGCACUUCCAAAUGAAUGUUGGAAAAAAACCUGCUACGGUUUUUGGAAGUUUCAAUAGCCAAAAUCCAGGAUUGCAGAGAAUCCCAGCUGCAAUUUUUGGAUCUGGGAUUAAUGAUGAGCUCUUGGAGAAGGCAUUUGGAUUGAGUCCUAAGCAGAUUGAUUCCAUGAGAAGAAGGUUUGAACCCAAAAAGUCGAGAGGUAGAGAGUGAGUGUGAAAGGUGUCUUGGUCCUAUUUAAGUUUCGUUUUGUUGGCUUAAUUUUGCUUUAAAAAUUCUAGAGGUUUGGAAUUGGCUAUUAAUUUCCUUUACGGAAAUUAUGUGUUUAAUUAUAUGUACCGCCGACUUAGCAUGUA
Ziziphus jujuba (common jujube) is the source of this 983-nucleotide messenger RNA. RefSeq names its product germin-like protein subfamily 3 member 2. The record is from RefSeq and is a predicted model, not a curated record. Gene Ontology annotation, molecular function: manganese ion binding. NCBI's taxonomy places the organism in Eukaryota, Viridiplantae, Streptophyta, Magnoliopsida, Rosales, Rhamnaceae. The transcript has a single exon. Gene Ontology annotation, cellular component: cell wall. Bases 163 to 840 code for a protein of 225 amino acids.